AUUGUGCAGUUAUUAGAAGGCGUGCGGUAAGCGACUUCGGGGUGUUCACACAGAAACGGGACGCGGGAGAAGUGAAUGUCGCGGGAUUUGGAUCGCAUACGAGUGCGCAGGUGUUGAAGGCUCAACAUAUUAAAAUUCCUGGUGCAACACAUGUCUCCUGAGAAAGUAACUGUCACAAUUCGUUUGGUGCGGUCCUUUGAACAUCGCAAUUUCAAACCCGUGGUCUACCAUGACGUUAAUGUAAAUCAAACUGUAAAGGAAUUCCUUAAGUUUCUCCAGAACGAUUUAUCUUCAAAACCUGGUCUUCCACCACCUUUUAAGAAAUACACCUAUGAUACAUUAAAGACUAUUCACCAAGCACAUGGAGCAAAGACGAAUGAUCUCGUUGUAAGUUUGGAUAAUGAUGACCAACUUAUAUUAAAGGAGGCGAGCACAUUGAAAGAAGCAGGAGUGGCCCAUGAAACUGAAAUUGCUUGUUUUAAGAGAGAAGAUUAUGAAAAGUUCAAAAAGAACCCUGUAGUAAAAUGGUGAUUGAAAUAAAAUGUGCUAAAUCUCAAACAAUUUCAAUGAGCUCAAAUGUUUUAUUCUUCAGAAUAUUCUGAAAUUGUUUAUGAAUCAAAGGUGCUCAUCUAUAUAAAUAAACUUAGUUAUUUCCUGUUAAUGUUGACAGUAGAACUGUAUGCUUUAAUUUCGUUAGCCUAAUAGUCUCUUCCAUGAUGUUUUUGCCUUAAAAUAUUGAGCAAUAACUGUGUACUUUCCCUGCAAUAAAAGGUGAAAGAUUGGAAUAGC
Messenger RNA from Stegostoma tigrinum, 789 nucleotides. It is a transcript of the gene c7h2orf76, whose product is annotated as chromosome 7 C2orf76 homolog. The coding region runs from base 151 to 531 and encodes 126 amino acids. The record is from RefSeq and is a predicted model, not a curated record. Lineage: Eukaryota; Metazoa; Chordata; Chondrichthyes; Orectolobiformes; Stegostomatidae. The transcript has 6 exons.